Molecule: messenger RNA, 1578 nt
Organism: Striga hermonthica
Lineage: Eukaryota; Viridiplantae; Streptophyta; Magnoliopsida; Lamiales; Orobanchaceae
Source: the annotation of a GenBank genome assembly
AUGGCGGGUCUGCACACCUCCCUCCGCCCCCAACCACCGUCCUCGGCCGCUAACCACCAUUCCUUCGUCGCCAAGCUUUUACUCCUCCUCACCGUUCUCCCUCUCUCCCUCGCCAUCUUCGCCUUCCUCCUGCAAUGGCGCGGGGGCGGCGUAGACGAUCCCAUUUCGCGAUGGUCGCCCGAGGAGGCCCACAAGUUCCCGGGAAUGGAUUCUUCCCCCCUGCCGACGGUUGGUCACUCUUCAUCUCAUUCGUCUGAUUGUUCCAUGCUGCUUGGGCACUCCACGACGGCGUCGUUUCCGUAUUUCAGGGAUUGGAAGUUCAAAUUCGAUGCCGAUCUUAAGCCCAAGAUAUGUAUUACAACAAGUACAUCUGCAAGCUUGGAGCAGAUUUUGCCAUGGAUGUAUUAUCAUAAGGUUAUUGGGGUUUCAACCUUUUUCCUUUUUGUUGAAGGGAAGGCUGCAUCUCCUGCGGUGUCCAAAGUUCUUGAAUCCAUUCCGGGAGUUAAAGUGAUAUACAGAACCAAAGAACUGGAGGAACAACAAGCUAAGAGCCGAAUCUGGAAUGAAACUUGGCUGUCAAGUUUCUUUUAUAAGCCUUGCAAUUAUGAGCUUUUCGUGAAGCAGUCCUUAAACAUGGAGAUGGCAAUUAUUAUGGCAAGGGAGGCAAGCGUGGACUGGAUACUUCAUCUUGAUACUGAUGAACUGAUGCAUCCAGCUGGUGCCCGAGAAUAUUCUCUGAGGCAAUUGUUGAGUGAAGUGCCUGCAAAUGUGGACAUGGUUGUUUUUCCCAACUAUGAAAGUAGUGUUGAACGAGAUGACAUCAAGGACCCUUUCACGGAGGUCUCGAUGUUCAAAAAAAACUAUGAUCAUUUAACAAAAGAUACUUAUUUCGGUAUGUAUAAAGAAUCUACACGUGGCAAUCCCAACUACUUUUUGACAUAUGGGAAUGGCAAAUCUGCUGCUCGGAUACAAGAUCAUCUUCGGCCUAAUGGUGCACACAGAUGGCACAAUUACAUGAAAACUCCAAAUGAAGUGAAACUGGAAGAGGGUGCAGUCUUACAUUACACAUAUUCCAAAUUCUCUGACUUGACUUCUAGACGGGACCGAUGUGGUUGCAAGCCUACAAAAGAGGAUGUGAAACGAUGCUUUAUGUUGGAAUUCGAUAGAUCUGCAUUUAUAAUUGCUUCUACUGCAACGGAGGAGGAGAUGCUAAACUGGUAUCGGGAACGUGUUGUGUGGACUGAUAAAACUCUCAAUGUAAAAUUGUUAAGGAAGGGAAUCUUAACACGUAUCUACGCUCCCAUGAUUAUAAUCCAAGGCCUAAGGGAAUCUGGUACAUUCAGUUCCAUCAUUGCUUCUGCUCAAGGGUCGUUAUCAAAGGACAAAUUCUUAGCAUCUGUUGAGAGCAGUAAUUCCUCACGGUCCUCUGGAUCUCUAAAUUCAAGAAAGAUGGGCAGAAACACGGAAUCCCGAUCAACGGUCAGAAGAGUUCUAGAAAUCGACUCUCCAUUGCAUGAAGUGGCUGUGCCACCGCUAUCUCCGCCUGGCAUGGAUGACGCCCCCAAGAUUGAAGCUUAA